GCUGCUUCCAUCAACUCAUCACAUAGAGAAUGCUGAGCAAAUGGUUCAUAGGAGACGCGCCCUGCCUGUGUGCGGUUUAAAGCCAUAGCCUGCGCUACGAUAUAGAAUUGAACUUUGUCUCGAGGUUAACACGGUGUCGGUCCUUACUACCUCAAUGUGCAAAGGUCGGAAAAGUAAUCCUAUAAUAGGAUAAGCGCUAUUAUUUUUGUUUACUUUGAUGCUCAAUAUAGGUUUCUAAGACUUGGUCUCGUAAGGAAAGGGGUACUCUACUAGUCUUUAAGAUGAACUUCGCUCUGGAGACGCUACAGGUGCUGGUCUUGUCUAUAUAUUAUAACUUGGAGGCACUUGUAAAACUCGUCAUCCCUUCGCGGAAGAAGAGCGUUGCGGGAGAAACUAUCCUCAUCACGGGGGCGGGUAGCGGCAUCGGCAGGCUGAUGGCGCUUGAGUUCGCCUCCAUGGGCGUAACGCUGGUGCUGUGGGACAUUAGCCAGGAUGGCAACAAGGAAACGGUUCGACUGGUGAAGCAAAAGGGCGCUGCCAGGGUCCACUCAUACAUCUGUGACUGCAGCAACAAGGCAGAGGUGUACUCGGUGGCUGACCAGGUGAAAAGGGAAGUGGGAGACGUGACAAUCCUGAUAAACAAUGCAGGCAUUGUCACAGGGACGAAGUUCAUGAAUGCUCCCGACAGCCUGAUUGAGAAGUCUAUGGAGGUCAACUCCAAUGCUCACUUCUGGACUUACAAGGCAUUUCUCCCUGCAAUGAUAGCCAGUAACCAUGGUCACCUGGUGAGCAUCGCCAGCUCUGCUGGACUGAUUGGAGUCAACGGCCUGGCAGAUUACUGUGCCAGUAAGUUUGCGGCUGUGGGCUUUGCUGAGUCUGUGGCGCUGGAGCUGCUAGCGACAAAGAAAAACGGAGUGAAGACCACCAUCGUGUGUCCCUUCUUCAUUAACACGGGGAUGUUUGACGGCGCUAUCACCAAAUGGCCCGUUCUCAUGCCCAUCCUGGAACCUGACUAUGUGGCCAAAAGGAUCGUCUGUGCUAUCCAAACUGACCAAGUGUACCUGUAUAUGCCUCGGAUCCUCUACCUCGUCCUCGCCCUCAAGAACAUUUUGCCCACUAAGAUGGGGCUCCUCUUGGGAGACUACCUGGGGGCAUUCAAUUUCAUGGAUGCAUUCAAAGGCCAUGGGAAAAAGGACUGAAGCAUUCAAUAAGUGCUGGGGGGGGGGGGGGGGGGGGUCUCAAUCCAUUUCCCGCAUGAAGUGCUACAGUUUACAACCCUUUGCGAAUCUAGACUACAUUUUAAUAAGCUUUUCUGACUUUUAUAAUGGAAGUAAUAUGCAUAUCCUACAUACCAGUGGCUAACUGCCUAUACAUGUACAUAUAUGAAAUUCACCGUAGAAUUUAAUUGUUAGUGCACAAAUAAGUAUCGCCUCUGAAGGAUGUUUUAAAGAGCCAUUGACAGUAUACAGAGAUGAUGCACUCGUAUGAAACUAUGGUUACUAAUUCUACCAUAUAUGUUGUUACCUUUUGUUUUACUAUUGUGUGGGAAUACAGUAUGAAGUAAAUGUCUGUUCUUUUACGUCCAAUGAGAUUUCUGUCCUGAGAGUCACUUGAAAUGUAUUCAUUUACAAAAGCUACUGCUUUAAAGUGGUUGUUGAAUGAUUUCUUGCUUUAUGUAUUUUAAUCGAAGUAUAUGCAUUGUUAGCCUUAAUUAUAUUAUAGUCUUAUUAUGUAGCUUGUUCAAAAGUAUCCGCAUCAAAAAUGUAGUUGGGAUAUAUUGCCAUGGCAGUAAAGCUGCUAAGAAACUUUAAUAAUAUGCCAAAGUACACUUUGAAGGUUGCUGAUGUUUCAACUCGUUAUUUGAUAGUAUGAAAUUAUGGACAUAUCAUCAUUAUUCAUUUACAGGUGCAGCCAUGGUUAUCUUUUCAGAUAAUCCCAAUCGUAUAUCAUGUCUUAAUGAUUUACCAUGUAUACCUCAUAUUAAUCUUUGCUUGCUGGAAAGUUAAAUGUUUGGAAAGCUUUACAACUGUCUGAUCGCAUAAUAAAAUACAUGAUCUCAAAUUAA
Molecule: messenger RNA, 2065 nt
Organism: Salvelinus fontinalis (brook trout)
Lineage: Eukaryota; Metazoa; Chordata; Actinopteri; Salmoniformes; Salmonidae
Gene: sdr16c5b
Product: short chain dehydrogenase/reductase family 16C, member 5b
Exons: 7
Coding region: 282-1199 (305 amino acids)
Cellular component (GO): lipid droplet
Molecular function (GO): oxidoreductase activity, acting on the CH-OH group of donors, NAD or NADP as acceptor
Source: RefSeq, a predicted model, not a curated record